Messenger RNA from Zophobas morio, 1613 nucleotides. Its product is annotated as tubulin alpha-1A chain. Gene Ontology annotation, cellular component: microtubule; cytoplasm. The record is from RefSeq and is a predicted model, not a curated record. Lineage: Eukaryota; Metazoa; Arthropoda; Insecta; Coleoptera; Tenebrionidae. Gene Ontology annotation, biological process: mitotic cell cycle; microtubule cytoskeleton organization. Bases 100 to 1452 code for a protein of 450 amino acids. Gene Ontology annotation, molecular function: structural constituent of cytoskeleton; GTP binding. The transcript has 7 exons.
AGCACCGAAAUGAAAUUACUUUGUUCAACGGGUGUCGCAUCGCGGACAUCAGCUGACGUUUCUGUUGCAUCGCACGAAGUUUGAAAAACUAGACCAACAAUGAGGGAAUGCAUUUCCGUCCACAUCGGCCAGGCCGGCGUCCAGAUCGGCAACGCCUGCUGGGAGCUGUACUGCCUUGAGCACGGCAUCCAGCCCGAUGGGCAGAUGCCGUCGGACAAGACAAUCGGCGGCGGCGACGACUCUUUCAACACUUUUUUCAGUGAAACCGGAGCCGGCAAACACGUGCCACGCGCCGUCUUCGUUGACUUGGAACCCACCGUUGUAGAUGAAGUAAGAACUGGUACAUACCGACAACUCUUUCAUCCGGAACAAUUAAUAACGGGGAAAGAAGAUGCCGCUAAUAACUACGCCCGUGGGCAUUACACCAUCGGCAAGGAAAUUGUGGACGUCGUUUUGGAUCGCAUACGUAAAUUGGCGGAUCAAUGUACCGGAUUGCAGGGAUUCCUGGUAUUCCACUCAUUCGGCGGUGGUACCGGCUCUGGCUUCACCAGUCUCCUCAUGGAGAGACUCAGCGUCGACUACGGAAAGAAGUCCAAACUCGAGUUUUCCAUUUACCCCGCCCCUCAGGUCUCCACCGCGGUUGUUGAACCCUACAAUUCCAUUUUAACCACUCACACCACUCUCGAACAUUCCGACUGCGCUUUCAUGGUGGACAACGAGGCCAUUUACGAUAUCUGCCGACGAAACCUGGAUAUCGAAAGACCAACCUACACCAAUCUUAACAGACUGAUCGGACAGAUUGUAUCGUCCAUUACCGCAUCAUUACGAUUCGACGGUGCCUUAAACGUCGAUCUGACAGAAUUCCAGACCAACUUGGUACCAUACCCCAGAAUCCAUUUCCCAUUAGCCACCUACGCGCCAGUCAUUUCCGCCGAAAAGGCUUAUCAUGAACAACUGACGGUCGCUGAAAUCACCAACGCUUGCUUCGAACCGGCCAAUCAGAUGGUCAAGUGCGAUCCCAGACACGGGAAGUACAUGGCGUGCUGUAUGCUGUAUAGGGGAGACGUCGUCCCGAAGGACGUGAACGCCGCCAUUGCCACAAUCAAAACCAAGCGCACAAUCCAAUUUGUCGACUGGUGCCCUACUGGGUUCAAAGUGGGCAUUAAUUACCAACCCCCCACGGUCGUCCCAGGCGGCGACCUGGCAAAGGUCCAGCGUGCCGUUUGCAUGUUGUCCAACACCACAGCCAUCGCCGAAGCCUGGGCUCGUUUGGACCACAAGUUCGAUUUGAUGUACGCCAAGCGGGCGUUUGUGCACUGGUACGUCGGGGAAGGUAUGGAGGAAGGCGAGUUUUCUGAAGCCCGGGAGGAUUUGGCCGCUCUGGAGAAGGACUACGAGGAAGUGGCUGUCGAUUCUAUCGAAGGCGAGGGCGACGAAGGAGACGAGUAUUGAAUGCGCUGUUGGGAUGUCAAUCACGUUUUUAAUAUUUUAAUCGUAUUAUAUUAUUUAUUACUAAUGUAUUUCAUCUAAUAUUGAUGCUUUUGUAGUUUUGUAUGAGUAAAUUAUUCAUAUUACGAAUGAAGGCACUUUUAUCUUAAUAAAACUUUGCAGUA